UUAAGUCUCAUAACAAUAAUGUAAUUCUAAUUCGUAUUUAAUGAGAAUCGAAUCGGAGAAAAGCUUCUAACAAAAAAAAAUAAGGGAAAAAAACUACGAUGAUGGGCUGGUUACUAGGCCCGUAAAAUUAAAGAAGAGUUUUUGUUAGGCCCCGGCAUUGUGAUUUGAACCAAUGUAAUGAAUUUCCAUCAGACGGCUGACGACGCACCUCCACCCUUGAGCCCUCAGCUUUCAGCAGCUCUCGACCAUGGUGCGGAGAUUUUUCUCCGUGCGGCAAAUGGACCUCCAACAAAACCACCAAUGCCACCCUAUUCUACUUCUCUCUGGCCCUCCUUCCUGCGGAAAGACCUCCUUACUAUUCCAGUUUGCAUUCAACUCCGCCAUGGAGGUCGCCCAUCAAUGCACAAAUGGUCAAGUAACUUUCAUCUGCAACCGCCGCAGGUUAGAGGUCAAACCGCCCUAUCUUUCCCAGGGCGUUGAUUCAUCCUCCGAAGCAUUUCGACGAAUACGAAUGAAGUAUGUGGACGAUGAGGAAGGAAUUAAGAAGUACUUUGCUGCAUUUCAUCUGCACGAAACAUUUCCGGCCACGGUUGUCAUCGAUGAUUUUGGAGAUUUCUUUGAUACAAGGAGCUGCCAAGAAAGAUACGGAAACCCACGAGGAAGAGACUUGGCAAUAGUUCGGACACUGGCUUUGUGUCACAAUGCCAUGAUCCAUGCCAACGAAACAAGGCCUUGCAAGCUUGUGUUAUCGGAUACGCACCAUGGAGACUCCCCGCGGUUGCUCUUCAUAUACAAAAGAUGGAUUUCGACCAUUUUUACAAUUCGAGGUGAUGGCUCUGGAUCGUUUAUUGUUAAAGACCAUAGCAAUUCAGGGGGAAGCAAGAGUGCUAAGUACUCCGUAGCUCUCCAGAAUCUUUUGCUAGAGGAGAUCACUGAAGCAAGUGAAUCGUAGGUGUAUCGAAUUCAGGCUCGAAAUUGAUCCAGGCUCCAUGACUUUUGAUCCCUGCAUUAUGUCAGAGUUAAUAUCAGCUUCACCUUCAUUACUUUUGCUGACAUUGAGAGUUCUGUAAAAACCCUUGGGUUCUCUGUGACGUGCUUUCUCUGAAACAUGAUCCGAUCAGUUUUUCAAGUUUCCAGAAGCAGUUUAGGUGCAUCUUUUGUUAGUUCAAAUAUAUAGAGAACAUACUGAUUCAUCAAUUUAUACGGUUUCGGAGAGUCGGAAUUUUUCAAAAAUUUAACAACAAAAGUAUGGAGCUAUUAGUUUGUACCGGGUUUAUUACUGUUUCAUGUACAUAAAUAUUCAAGAACCAUGCCAACUACUCUUCCAAGUAGUAAUUAUUCAUAGAAUAUUACAGUCAGCAGUAAAAAC
Messenger RNA from Malus domestica (apple), 1369 nucleotides. RefSeq lists its product as uncharacterized. The record is from RefSeq and is a predicted model, not a curated record. Gene Ontology annotation, molecular function: single-stranded DNA binding. Lineage: Eukaryota; Viridiplantae; Streptophyta; Magnoliopsida; Rosales; Rosaceae. Gene Ontology annotation, biological process: double-strand break repair via homologous recombination. Gene Ontology annotation, cellular component: Shu complex.